Messenger RNA from Anopheles cruzii, 1871 nucleotides. RefSeq names its product fatty-acid amide hydrolase 2-A. NCBI's taxonomy places the organism in Eukaryota, Metazoa, Arthropoda, Insecta, Diptera, Culicidae. The coding region runs from base 44 to 1612 and encodes 522 amino acids. The record is from RefSeq and is a predicted model, not a curated record. The transcript has 4 exons.
CCCUGCAACGAUUAGGAUAUCAAGGAAAUCAACAGCCGACAACAUGGCACGGUCCCGAGUGAUGGUGCGCCUGUUUGCCAUUUUUCACUUGCUGAUCGACAAGAUUCUUACCGUGAUCCUCAAGCGGUUCUGGGGACCCAGCAAACAGCGAUGUCCAGCGUUGCAACGCAAGCGCAUGAUCGUCACGUACAGUGCGGUCGAACUGGCCAGAAUGAUUCGCCAGCGCGAAGUUUCUUGCUACGAAGUGGUCAGUGCUUUUAUCGACCGGCUGAACGAGGUGAACCCGCUGAUUAACGCCGUUCUAGACGGUCCGUUCGUGGACGCUCUCGACGAAGCCCGGCGCAUCGACGAACAGUUACAACAAGGUUUGAUCGGCGAAACGGAACUGGCGGCCAAACCGUUCCUCGGAGUACCGUUCACGACCAAGGACAGUACGGCGGUCAAGGAUCGGUUGCACACGCUCGGGAUCCUAGCCCGGCGCACCGUUAGGUCCAACAACGAUGCCGAAUGCGUACGAUUGAUGAAGGAAGCGGGCGGCAUUAUCAUCGCGACCACGAGCAUUCCAGAAAUUAACCGCUGGCAAGAAACACGGAACAACAUCAUUGGGCAGACGAACAAUCCUUACGACAAUCGGCGCACCGUGGGGGGAUCGAGUGGCGGCGAAGGAGCCCUUUUGGCCGCCUGUGCCACUGCGAUUGGCUUAGGAACCGAUAUUGGAGGUUCGAUACGGAUGCCGGCAUUCUACUGUGGCAUUUACGGUCACAAACCAACAACGGGAGUGGUCAACACUCGUGGUUGCUCGCUUCGUACAGGCCGGGAGCCCUCCACCAUGGUCGUUGCUGGGCCGAUGACACGCUACGCGACCGAUCUACUGCCCGCCAUGAAGGUCCUUGUCGGUCCGCAAACAGCAGCCGCCCUCAGACUGAACGAACCGACGGAUAUACGCAAACUGCGGUACUUCUUUAUCGACGAAUCCGGGGACAUCAAGUGUAGUGCCGUGCAGCCGCAGCUGAAACAGGCGAUGAGUCGCGUCGUGCAGCACUUUGCAACCAACGUCGUGCCAGAAACCGGAGUCCGGCGUGUGAAGUUGAUCGGAACCGACCAUACGACCAACAUGUGGCGGUACUGGAUGACACAGGAACCGGCCAACUUUGCUACACUGCUCGGCAACGGGAAACCGGUCAAACCGUUGGUGGAGCUGCUCAAAAAGCUCACUGGCCGCAGUGAUUUUACGAUGGCAUCAGUCUACUCGCUAAUGGACACGCUGCUACCGCAAGAACGUGAGGAUGUGAUGAGAGAGCUGACGCGUCGCUGCGAUCAGGAGCUGACCGAGCUGCUGGGGGAUGAUGGAGUACUGUUCUAUCACAGCACCACGCACACCGCCCCUUACCACUAUGCCGCGUUUAUAAACGUUUACAACUUUAGCUACUGGUGUCUGUUCAAUGUGUUGCACGUUCCGGCAACGCAGGUGCCGCUGGGUCUGGAUGCAGAUGGCUUACCGCUCGGAAUACAGGUGGUGGCGUCGCGAAACCGCGAUCGCCACUGUCUGGCGGUGGCCGAAGAGAUUGAGCGAGUUUUCAAUGGGCACAUUCCACCGUUUCUUGUUGAAUAAGUGCCAGUAAGUGAUCAGUAAUCAGAGCCACAUGGUCAGUAGGGAGAGGAUUAAUUUAUUAACAAUCAGGACACUUUACGGAAAUCUCUGUCGUGAGAGGCGCUGGCUCGGCUAAGUCCAGUGGAGCAACCACAAUUGCUCUCUAAGCAUCGGAUGCACAACUGGCGUUUUCGCUGUCCUCUCCCGAUCCUCUCUUUGGUAUGGUUAUUAUAUAUUUAUUUCAUAUCGUUAGUCGGUGUUUCUCUUUUUUGUCGUUAAA